AUGGCUCCAACGAUGACAACACAGCUGUGGCUCCUUCUGGUGUGGGGAGCCGAAGUAUGGGCAGCUGGGCCCAGGACUGAGCUUCUCAAUGUCUGCAUGAAUGCCAAGCACCACAAGGAAAAGCCAAGCCCGGAGGACAAGCUGCAUGAGCAGUGCAGUCCCUGGAAGAAGAACGCCUGCUGCUCUGUCAGCACCAGCCAGGAAGCCCAUAAGGAUGUCUCCUACCUGUACAGAUUCAACUGGGACCACUGCGGCCCCUUGAAACCCGCCUGCAAGCGCCACUUCAUCCAGGACACCUGCCUGUAUGAGUGCUCCCCCAACCUGGGGCCCUGGAUCCAGGAGGUGAACCAGAGCUGGCGCAAAGAGCGGAUCCUGAACGUGCCCCUGUGCAAAGAGGACUGUGAGAGCUGGUGGGAAGACUGCCGCACCUCCUACACCUGCAAGAGUAACUGGCACAAGGGCUGGAACUGGACCUCAGGGUCUAAUGAAUGCCCGGUCAAGGCUGCCUGCCACCGCUUUGAUUUCUACUUCCCCACGCCUGCUGCUCUGUGCAAUGAAAUCUGGAGUCACUCCUUCAAAGUCAGCAACUACAGCCGAGGCAGUGGCCGCUGCAUCCAGAUGUGGUUUGACCCGGCCCAGGGCAACCCCAACGAGGAGGUGGCCAGGUUCUAUGCAGAGGCCAUGAAUGGAGCUGAGCUCUAUGGGGCCUGGCCUCUCCUGCUUGGCCUGGCCCAAAUGCUGCUCCUGCUGCUCAGCUGA
Eptesicus fuscus (big brown bat) is the source of this 759-nucleotide messenger RNA. RefSeq names its product folate receptor alpha-like. Gene Ontology annotation, cellular component: external side of plasma membrane. Gene Ontology annotation, molecular function: signaling receptor activity. Lineage: Eukaryota; Metazoa; Chordata; Mammalia; Chiroptera; Vespertilionidae. The transcript has 4 exons. Gene Ontology annotation, biological process: fusion of sperm to egg plasma membrane involved in single fertilization; cell adhesion; sperm-egg recognition. The coding region runs from base 1 to 759 and encodes 252 amino acids. The record is from RefSeq and is a predicted model, not a curated record.